This is a messenger RNA of Malaya genurostris, 6232 nucleotides long. It is a transcript of the gene inaE, whose product is annotated as diacylglycerol lipase-alpha. NCBI's taxonomy places the organism in Eukaryota, Metazoa, Arthropoda, Insecta, Diptera, Culicidae. The record is from RefSeq and is a predicted model, not a curated record. The coding region runs from base 1245 to 5222 and encodes 1325 amino acids. Gene Ontology annotation, cellular component: dendrite membrane; postsynaptic membrane. Gene Ontology annotation, biological process: lipid metabolic process. The transcript has 11 exons.
CGUCGGUCGUGCAGUCGUGAGUUUUCACUAGGAUCGGACGCGUCGUAAUCGUCGGGUGUCCGUGUGCUGAACAGUUGAAACCACCCUUUUCAAGACGGGGCAUACCCCCCUCCUCAAUCAGAACCCACAUAUGUCAAAAGUUUUCUAGUGUUCUUUUACUAUGUUUGUAGUCAUGAACCGAGUUUAGAGUGUAGUAUGAUACCUGAAAGUUCAUCGGUUUGGCCUAGGGCCCUUCCUUUUCAAUUAGAAUAGGUAAAAUUUUCACUUAUCAGUUAGCCAGUGAGUACGGUUGCGGUGAUCCAUUGCGAAGGGGAUCCAACCAAAGGACUACCUGCAGUUCCUCUGCAGACAGGCAGGCAGGCAAGUGUGACACCCUCUCCCGUUUCCACCAUGAAAAGGAGGACCACCUCAUUCAGAAGUCGGAAUGUCGUCUGUCGUGAAUGAACAUCUGAAGCAGUGAAAUGGUGCAGCAGGUGGAAUCCAGAUACGCAUCCCUUCAUCAGGAUAGUGCUCAGUGAGUUUGAAGUUUUCGGCGGAAAGGAUAAAAACUGACGGCGAUGGUGCUGAUAGUGAUGCAAAAUUUAUGGGGGAAACUGAUGUGAGCUCCCUUUUCCCGGUGUUUUGUGUAGUUUGAUGUCUGUGUGUGUGUCUGUGUGCGCUGUUUCCAUUCUACCUGUUCACGUUGUUCCUUUGGUGACCCAAUUUCCACCGUUCGCGUUCUGUAGUUUAAAGAAAAACAGCAGUUGCGCUUCGAUGAAAAUUCAACUGCAAACAGUGUUGGUCACCACCAGCACAAUGUUAUUUCUCUGCAGUGCGUGAUUUUUCCCUUAAUGAUAGUGCAGAGCCCGAUGUUGCCUCCCACGAUUCCAAUAAAUAGCAAAUGAAAAGGAUGUGAAUUGAUAAAAUCUAGAAUAAUAUCCUGCCACUGCUGGAAGGACGGAUCGGAAGCAGCGCUAGGUACCGUUCAGUCAAGUAAAUGUGAAACGGUGGUUUCGGUAGUGAUGAAAUAAACCGUUCAAAUUCCGACGGAAGCUUCGGUCGAUUUUGCCAAGUGCUGGGAACGUUUUAGGUUAGAAGCUCCGGAAACCGAGCGGCUCCAUUGAGUGAUGUGAAACGGGAUCUGAGCGGGUGGAAGGGGUGUCUGUGUGUGUAUUCGGAACACUUUGGACUUACACACAACGGCUUCGUGAUUCAAAUCGGUAUCCGCUAGCAACGGAAGCCAGUUCCCGGUAACCAAAAGCAAAAUGCCCGGUAUUGUGGUUUUUCGUCGGCGUUGGUCAGUCGGAUCCGACGACCUAGUGGUUCCCGGAUUAUUUCUCUUUAUUAUUCAUCUGAUAUGGCUAAUAGUUCUAGCUGUAGUGACCGGUGUUAUCCAGUAUGACCGUUCGAUUCGAUGUAUCGAGCUGCUAUGGUUCUUCCAGGUCGGUUACCUCGGAAUCCUAGGAUUGUGUGCCCUGCUGGAGCUAGCCAUCUGCAUAGUAUCCAUGCGGGGCAGUAUCCUGGACACGGGACCCCGUGUUAUCAUGCCAUACCUGCUGUACAUACGUAUACUGGUUAUGCUGCUGGAUCUAAGCUGGCUUAUCCUGGGUAUAAUCUGGAUGAAGGACCACUACCUGGACUGUCCGAUCCAGGAGCCCAAGGAAACGAUGCUGGCGGUGAUCAUCUGCAAUCUGCUGGUCAUUUUCAGUAUGUUCACCACCAUCUGGUGCACCUUCGAUCCGGCUGGCCGGUCCUGGGUGAAGAUGAAAAAGUAUCAGCGAUCGAUGCGAGAGUCCGAGUCCCGGUUCAAUUACAAACGAAGUGGCAGCCGGAGUCGAAACUGGCGCCAGCGGAAGGUGAUACGGGCAUACCAGGACAGCUGGGAUCAUCGGUGUCGGUUGUUGUUCUGCUGCAUGGGCAACAGUGACCGGAGCCGAAACUCAUUCACCGAUAUCGCUCGACUGUUGAGUGAUUUCUUCCGUGAUCUAGACGUGGUUCCGUCGGAUGUGGUCGCAGGACUGGUACUGUUGAGAAAGUUUCAGAAACUGGAACGGGAAGCCAUCGUUAGGCAGCGUAAAAAUGGCACCUACGAGUUCCUAUCGGGGGUACCGAUAACCGCCAACACACAGUUCCUGGCUUUAAACGACUCUAAAGACUACGAUCACUUUCAGACUGUGAUUCGCUACAUGUACUUUGCCCAAGGUGCCUACGGUUGGCCUAUGUUCCUAAUGACUCACUCACAAACGGGGGUCUGUCAACUGGGAUCCGAACUGUCCUGCUGUCUGUCCUGUUGUCGGAGAAAAACCGGCGUGGAUGUGGUUGAGGACAACUGCUGUUUCUGCAACUACGCUGCCCUCAAGAAGAUGCUCCAAGUUGGAGAGAUCGAAGUAAUCUACGCAACAUAUCACGUGGAUAUUGGUGAAACGCCCUUUUUUGUUGCGGUCGACUACAGCCAUGGCAAGGUGGUGGUCAGCAUCCGUGGAACACUCAGCAUGAAGGACGUCCUGACGGAUCUGAACGCCGAAGGUGAAUGUUUACCGUUGACUCCGCCGCGCGAGGAUUGGUUGGGUCAUAAAGGGAUGGUGCAGGCUGCGAUCUACAUUAAAAACAAACUGGAAGAAGAGAAUCUCAUUCAACGGGCACUUACCCACAACCCGACCCGUGGUACACAGGACUUUGGGCUAAUUUUGGUAGGACAUUCCCUCGGAGCCGGCACGGCGGCCAUUUUGGCGAUUCUAAUGAAACAGCAGUACGAUGACUUGCACUGCUACAGCUAUUCUCCACCAGGGGGAUUGUUGAGCAUGCCGGCCGUAGAAUACAGCAAAACCUUCAUAACUUCGGUGGUGGUCGGUAAGGACGUGGUCCCCAGAAUCGGUCUUCAUCAGAUGGAGUCCUUACGGGCAGAUCUGAUCAACGCCAUACAGCGGAGUGUCGAUCCUAAGUGGAAAACCAUAGCCUGUUCGGUGAUUUGCUGUUGCUGUGGACCGGAACCAACUUCGGUGACGGAAAUGUCCAACAAGGUGGAAAAUGUCCAACGCUACGAACAGGACCGGAACAGUGCCCGCCAAAGCACUGUGCAUCCCAACGACAACUCAAUUGCGCUUACGCUCCAUCAUCCUCUCUAUCCGCCUGGACGGAUAAUCCACAUCGUCCGGCAUCAUCCCAGCCAGGCAGAUCACAAGUACGAGAAAGGUUGGAGACAAAUGCUCAAGAAGCACGAACCCGUGUACCAGGCGAUCUGGGCCAACAACACCGACUUCGACGAAGUGCUGAUCUCACCGGUGAUGCUGCAAGACCACAUGCCGGACAAGGUCCUAGCGGCACUGAACAAGGUUAUAACCACCGUUGGCCCCCGUAAACCCCAGCGUCAGUCAUCGAAUGCCAACUCAUCCAUUGCUUCGGAUGCCAUCGACGCAUUGCUCCUGGAUGGCCAACAAAUCAAUGCCGCUUCCCUGCCGACCGGUGUUUGUUCUCUCCAGAGCCCUGCGUCACCUACGGUACCGCACAAAAUCUGUCUGGAAACUUCGUUCACUAGUCUACAGUCACCACAGGAACACAACUUGCCCAGUAAACCAUCGUCGAUGGCCGGUAGCAUCCUGGGUGUUCGUAGCCAACUUUCCAGCAUAGUAGAUGACAGCGGUAUCCCGAAAAGCCUCUCGGGGCCGAGUGAAGCUACGACAGUAAUUUUCAAUGAUCCGAACCAACUGCAACAGCAACUACAACCACAACAACCGAGAGCAUCCAGUUCGGCCAGCAAUGCUACCACUGCCCCAAAAAUGGUUAAUUUCAGCGAUUCGCCUACGAACGUGAUACGAUCGGAUGUGCCGGCUAGCUCUCAGACAAAACCGAAUAGUUUAUCGUGGAACGGAGUGCGACAGAAUUCGUUUGAUAUUAAAAAGAUAGAUCUAAUCCAUGACGAUUGGUUCGGGCUAGCCCCGCUGGCAAGUCCGGAAAGUUUAUCGGAACUAUCGAGUAUCAGUUCACGAGCGAGUUUCGGAGCGAACCUAGCCUCCAGUAUCGAUCGCUAUUUGGAGAAAAUAUCGGAAUCCAAAGAAGGAAACACUCGAAAAGGGGAAGGAUCGGAUCCACUGUUGGAAUCACAAUUACACACACCGAAAAUCAUGCGACGUACGCCGAAGGUGAGCGGAAAUUUGUCGAUGUGUGCAGAAGAUAUGAAAACGAUCAACAGUUACAAGCGGAUGGGUAAAAUUUUCAUGCUAAAUCGAGCACCUUCGGAUAGCGAUUCGACGGUAGAUAGCUAUGAGUCGGCUCACAAUGUCAUCGUUUUGGACGGGAAUGGCUUCAUCGGUAUGGAAGAACUCGGCGGUACCGCUGGUAACUCACCAACCAAGGAAAAUUCUAAAUCUGCCGACAAUCUUGACGAUUUGAGCACACGACCAUCGACGGCAGGAGCUACUACAGGCUGUGGUGGUGGUGUUGGAACCAAAAAGACCUCAUUUACCGUAAGUGAUAGUGCAAUACAGCACGAGUGCAUCUCGAAUUGUCCUUCGUGUCCGUGUCGGCGGUCUCCCGGUGGUCCGUGCUGUCAAAAGUUCAAUCAUCGGGAUUGCUACAACUACAAGUACACGUCGUUUAAUAUAUUUAAGUUCAAUAAUAGCCGAGAGAGCGGCGGUAGCACACGAGACAGUAAAACCGCUAGUUCCAGUGAUACGUAUCAUAGCGCCGUGUCCUCGUUGAUGGGCGACCUCGACCACAGCGGUUCCAGUACAAACAAUGUCAUAUCCAGCAGUAGUAGUAGCAGUAGAACAUUACAAAACACCUGCCUCAAACCGGGUGUCCUAGAGUCUCACUUUCCCGUGUAUCCGGAAACAAUCUCCGACGAACGUCUGUCGUUGCUAUCGAACACCAACGAUAGCAGUCCAGUUAGGUUGUCCACCGUUGCGACAAUAAAUAGCCAACGAUUUGCACUGAAAGGUCAGCUCAGCAGUCCCUCCGUCAGCAAGCGUCACAACGAUGACGAUCUGAACUCGUUUACGCGCAACGAAUCGUUACCGUUGCUAGCGAACCUGGUGGAAAAAUCGUCCCCAACCAAGUAUGCUCGUAAAAAACAUUCCGCAGUGUAUCCUAGUGAAUCCGGGCAUCCAAUUGCCACUGCAGGUUUCAGUGCCGGCAGCAGUAGUAUCGGUGGCGGUAGCAUUGCCACCAUCCAUUCAUCCUCGUCGUACUCAUCUGUUGCUUCUUCGCCCAGCCGAAAAGUUACAAAGAACGAAAGCAACGUGUAAACACGGAAACCUCAUUCUCAAUACUCAUUAUACGAACCGAACAAACAAACAAACCUAUCUAGUCUACUGUCAUUUUCUUGUUCCCCUUCUUCUAAACCGUACUCAUAAGUAUAAUUCCUUCCUUGCAUUCCUAGCAGUCCACUAAACAAUCUUCGUAUAAGGUAGCCUUGACAAGUUGUGAAAAUUCAGUUCUAGUCAGCUUUAACCAACUCAACCACAUACAAUGGAUUAGUAGGAAAUUGAAAGAAUGUGCCAAAAUACAACACAAAACGGCAUUUACUCGCUAUGUUAGACAGUAGGGGAAUCAGAAAAAGUCAAUUUUACUAUACACGACAGUACCAUACCGGAAUACCGAAGAUUGUAAGGCUUCGAACAAUUGCAAAAUGAUAAAUAUACUAUUUCUAGAUAACUAUAGCAAAUAUACAAGAUUUCAAUUUAAAGAGAAUUGGAUAUUAUUAUAGUGGAUAGAAGUACUAAAUUAACAUAAGAAAGAAAGUUUAGAAUUUUUACAUUCAAUUUCAAUUUUUAAUAUUUGUUACUGAACAUAGAAUACAGCUGGCAAUACAAGUUUAAGCAGAAUAAACUGUUAGUAAAUGGUCUAAAGAUUCUAAAUUUUGUACAUACAAACUUUCCUGCUUUAAAAUUCACUAGAAAAAAUGAAACAAAAAAAAACGUACAGCAGGAAUGUUUACUCAAAAGACAUGGAAACAAUAACGAACAAAGAACAUAAAGUACCGAGCAGAGCAAACACAAAUGAAAGCUGUCAACCUAAACUUGGAAUGAACUUUUCUGCAUUUACUACCGCAGUAAAACAAAACACUAAACCAUACUAGAGAAACUGAACGUUUCAGAUUCGUUUAACUAUCGGAAAAUAAUCUAAAAUCUAACAUGUGAAAUGAUAAACUAAAGAAAUCUAUAAAAUCCAGUCACAUUAAACGAAAUGUAAGAAGCAUUAUUACUAUUUAGAGAAUAUAUUUGUUAGUUGAUUGAACAGAAAAUGUGGAAUAAAU